AUGGAAGUUGAUGGAGCAGAUGAUGUUGGCCCUAGCUGGGAAGACAUGGUUUUGGAUGCCUAUGGCGAGGACAACAGGUCGGAAAAUUUGGAGAUUGUUCCGAUUGAAGGGGAGCGUACAGAUGAGCGGACAGGUGAAACAAUUAGAGAAUUGCGCACACUAAGUGGAGGCGUUGAUGAGAAGGGUCAUCAGCGCACGCACAUGCUACAAGACAUUUGCGAUCGUUCAAAUGCAAUUGUACCGCGUGAGGAGCAGUACAACCAGGAGGACAGACUUGAGGUAUACACUGGGUCGAGUAAAAGACGAUUAAGUGACGAUUCGUACCCUCGUUUGCUUGAAAGUGAUAAUUCUGGACAUGGUCGUGGAAAUUUACUACUCUUGACAGAUGGACCUGUAGCGGAUAAUGAGGAUGAUGCUGACGUAGUCGAGCCUGAAGCUAAACGUCAAUGUAUGGACGAUUACGAAAUUUCGCUUUCUGCCACUGUUGUACCCACGACUUAA
Peronospora matthiolae is the source of this 501-nucleotide messenger RNA. The record is from the annotation of a GenBank genome assembly. NCBI's taxonomy places the organism in Eukaryota, Oomycota, Peronosporomycetes, Peronosporales, Peronosporaceae.